Molecule: messenger RNA, 807 nt
Organism: Calidris pugnax (ruff)
Lineage: Eukaryota; Metazoa; Chordata; Aves; Charadriiformes; Scolopacidae
Product: dispanin subfamily A member 2b-like
Exons: 2
Coding region: 76-462 (128 amino acids)
Biological process (GO): defense response to virus; type I interferon-mediated signaling pathway; response to interferon-alpha
Cellular component (GO): plasma membrane
Source: RefSeq, a predicted model, not a curated record
CCCGGAAAACCUUUCCUCUGGGCUAUAAGUAGCCCGGGUGCCCGUGUCCCUGCUCCCUACGUGCCCCGGGCCGCCAUGGAGAGCCACCCCCAGUCCGUCAGCGUCAACAUGCAGCCCUACGGCUGGAACAGGGCAGGUUCCCCGGCCACCGCCUUCGGCCCCACCGUCACCCCCGUUGUCCAGCCGCAGCCCGCCCCCAGCCCCCCGGACUUUGUGCUCUGGUCCUUCUUCAACGCCAUGUACUGCAACUACUUCUGCCUGGGCUUCAUCGCGCUCGUCUUCUCCAUUAAGUCCAGGGACAGGAAAAUGGCCCAUGACCCAGAAACUGCCAGAAGCUACGGGAAGACAGCCAAGCACCUGAACAUCGCCGCGGUCUGCCUGGGCACCGUGUUGACCAUCAUACUUACCGUGGUGCUUCUGGUCAUCUACUCCAACAGCCUGCGGCUGGUCGGCAGCGUCUGACCCCGUCCCACCGAGGAGCAGCAGCACCGGGGCCCACCUGGGAAGCCACGUGUCUCCCCUGGGACCUCCCUCCCGGCUCCCAUCGGACACGGGGGUGACCUCAGGACCCUCCUGGUGCACCCCGAGACAAAAACACUUCCACAUGAACACUGACUUUCACAGCAAAUAAAGCUCCUUGACCACCCUUCUCCUUAGGCACGUCCUACUUUUGGGUUUUGGGGGCUGUUAUUCCCCCUGAGCAUCCCCACCUCAGGGGGGGCCAGGGCCACCCCAUAACUCAGACGAGUGGGGAGGAGAGCUGAGCAAGGAAGAGCAGCAGGAAAGGGGGUGCGUUGUUGGUGCUGG